Paramecium sonneborni is the source of this 722-nucleotide messenger RNA. Lineage: Eukaryota; Ciliophora; Oligohymenophorea; Peniculida; Parameciidae. The record is from the annotation of a GenBank genome assembly.
AUGUAAAAAUAAUAGUUAAUAGAAAAUGACUAAAUAUCAUCUUUUAUAGAUAUUAUAGUAAACGAUUAUCUGAAGCAUUAUAAAUAUCAAAACCAGACUCCACAUUUAUUCUUAAUCAAGUUGGAUGGGACCAUAUAAAAAUUGGAGAUUUGUUUUUAAAAAGCAAUUCUAUUGAUUAAGUAUUGAUAAAUUUAGGGUUAUCACAUUAAAUUAAGAAUCAAUCCAAUGAACCUAUUUUAUGCUCUAUAUGUAUUACAAACAAAAUCAAUAUAUCAUUAUCAUGUAAUCAUUAAUUUUGCAAUGAUUGUUUAAAUAUGCAUAUUGAAGAAUAAUUAAAAUACACAUGCUUUCCAAGUUGCUUAUAUUUUUAAUGUAAUAAAAUUAUUCCAACUAUUUUCUAUUCACAUUUAGAACAAUUUAAAAAUUAAAUAAUAUCGAGUGUUCAAAAUAAUAAAAAGAAAUGUGGAAAUAAAAAAUGUCUUAAUUUGAUUGAAAAUUCAAAAUAAAAAUGGUUUAUAAGAUGUUAAUGUGGAUAUUUAAAUUGUACACUUUGUCAAAAUGGUGAUCAUAGACCUUUAUCUUGUGCUUAAGCAUAAAAAUAAUAUUAACAUUUUUCAGAUUUAACAGAAAUUAAAAAAUAUUUUUCUUAAAAUAACUAUGCUUAAUGCCCAAAAUGUUUAGUCUAAAUAAAAAAAACAUUUGGAUGUAAUGUAAUAAAAUGA